AGAAGCCCAGCGACUGCAGAACCCUGCCCCAGGCACCCUGGGCGCUCUGCCCUACCGGCGGCGCCGCUCACUGCUCACGGAACGUUCUGGAAGUUUGGGAAACCCUGAGCGGUCUCUGAGGACCUGGUGAGCAGAUUGUUGCACCAUUAGAAGCUAGGUUGAUCCACAGACAGAUGGCUGAAAGUGGAAAAGAAAAAAUAAAAUGGACAACCACCAUUAUUAUUAGCUCAUCUCUUAAGAGUUAUGAAGUUGCAACUGCCCUAGAAAAUCGAAGCCACAAAGUUCGAUAUUCAGAUUCAGUGGAAAAUGGAUCAAUUAUAUUUUCUCUUUCUGGAGUUGCAUUUUUAUUAAUGGAUACUAAGGAAUGUCUUCUGUCAACUGAAGAAAUAUUUCUAGCCAAAAUUGAGAAAUUUAUUAACAUUCACCAAAAUAGUUUUUUGGUUUUGUCUGCUGCCCUCCAUGGGCCUGAAGAAUGGAAACUGAUGUUCAGGAUUCAGCAGAGAUUCCUGGGUUGUAACUUACGAAUACUUCCAGUACACAACACAGUAAAUGCUAUUAAUCUUAUGUGCACUAUAGCAAAGACUACCUCCAAACCAUACAUAGAUAGCAUUUGCUACAGAAUGAUAACAGCUAAAGCUUACAUCAUUGAGCAAAGUCCUGUUUGGAAAACACUUCAGAAGAUAAAACUGAAUAGUGAUUCAGUUAACCCAAAUUAGAGUACCAACUUAAUGUUUUUCUCGAACAAUGUGAAAAUAAUUAGACCUGUUAAAUUAUAAUAUUCAAAUAUCUAUUUAAAGACAUUUAUAUUAAUUUGAAAUAAUAACAUGUAUACAAUUAAAAGUGAUUUUAUUUUA
Molecule: messenger RNA, 854 nt
Organism: Gorilla gorilla gorilla (western lowland gorilla)
Lineage: Eukaryota; Metazoa; Chordata; Mammalia; Primates; Hominidae
Gene: C1H1orf146
Product: chromosome 1 C1orf146 homolog
Exons: 6
Coding region: 174-716 (180 amino acids)
Biological process (GO): synaptonemal complex assembly; reciprocal meiotic recombination
Cellular component (GO): chromosome
Source: RefSeq, a predicted model, not a curated record